Molecule: messenger RNA, 3943 nt
Organism: Anolis carolinensis (green anole)
Lineage: Eukaryota; Metazoa; Chordata; Lepidosauria; Squamata; Anolidae
Gene: slc68a1
Product: major facilitator superfamily domain containing 13A
Exons: 10
Coding region: 735-2264 (509 amino acids)
Source: RefSeq, a predicted model, not a curated record
UUGGAGUCCAAAACACCCGGAGGGCCGAAGUUUGCCCGUGCCUGCUUUCGAUGCAUUGUUGUGUGCCUUCAAGUUGUCUCUGACCUAUGGCAACCCUAAGGUGAACUUAUCAAAGGUUUGGCCUGAUUUGUUUGCCUUUGGCUCCCUCUGAGGCUGAGAGAGUGUGGUUUGCCUAAGAUCAUGCAUUGGGUUUCCAUGGCAGGCUGGGCAUUGGAAUCCUUGCCUCUGGAAUUGUGAUCCAGCAUUCAAACUACCACCUCACCUGGGUUCAGUUUCUUGUGUGAAGAAAUAAUUGCAGGACGAGUUAGGUGACAUGGCUGAGAAAUAAGGGAACCUAUUUAUUUGUUCAUCCUUCUCGGUCGGUCUGUUUUGUAAUCUUCUGAUCUCAUAUUUCGUACCAGCCAAUUUGACGUGUGAAUCUUUAGUACAUAGGAAAAGAGAUUCCACCUAAAAAUCAGGAAGAACAUCCUGAGCGACUAUUUCCAAGACACUGUGCUCUUUUCUGAAGUUCCAAGAUGCUACACAAUGCAAGAUUGUGUUCUUCCGAUGUGACCAAUCUAGUGCCUUUGGUUUAAGAGAGUGACUACUCUGAUGUGCAUCAGAUCUUCACUGUGUCUUCUCUGCAAGAGGUAACAAUGAUUUGGCCUCAACCACGAACUUGCUGGUGUUGGCAGGAGAGACCCAGUUGGAACUGGAGGUGAUGUGGGCAGCCAAAGGAUUCUGAGCCAGCCGCCAUGGGUUUCAGGCUUUUAGCCUGUCUCUUCAACCUGCCUGUUGCUGUCAUCUAUGGUUCCUUGUCGCUUUUUAUUUCUAUUCUGCACAAUGUAUUUCUCCUUUACUACGUGGACACCUUUGUUUCUGUAUACAAGAUUGAUAAACUUUCCUUUUGGAUUGGAGAGACAGUGUUCUUGAUCUGGAAUAGCCUCAAUGACCCUCUCUUUGGCUGGCUGAGCGACCGAGCUUUCCUUAGCACACAACAAUCUGGAGUAGAGAUCUCCAAUCCAGAAGUGAUCUUAAAGAGAUUGAAAGCACUGAGCCAGAAUGGACCCCUCUUUGCUAUAUCAUUCCUGGCUUUUUGGAUUGCGUGGGCCCAUCCAGGCUUGCAAUUUCUCAUCUGUCUCUGCCUGUAUGACAGUUUCCUUACUAUGGUGGAUCUCAACCAGAAUGCCUUGCUUGCGGACCUUGCUGUAUCUGCGAAGGACAGGACUGGUCUCAACUUCUAUUCUUCACUCUUCAGUGCCAUUGGUUCCCUCUCUGUAUUCAUGUCCUAUGCUGUGUGGAACAAAGAGGACUUCUUCUCCUUCCGAAUAUUUUGUGUGGUGCUGGCUUUUUGCUCGGCCAUUGGAUUUACAGUGGCCACAUGGCUGCUGAGACAAAGAUUUCAGACUGAGGGACGAGUGAAGUGGGAUGAAAAUGCAGCUUUAAAAGAACUGUAUGUUGACCAUCCCUCUGGACAUCAAGAGAAGAGGAUCACUCUGGCUGAGUACCUCAAGCAACUGUCCAAGCACCACAACUUUCUCUGGUUUGUUUCCAUGAACCUUAUACAGGUUUUUCACUGCCACUUUAACAGCAAUUUCUUCCCGCUCUUCCUUGAGCAUCUGCUGUCUGAUCGCAUCUCACUUUCAAUGGGAUCAUUCCUGCUAGGUGUUUCCUAUGUUGCUCCUCAUCUCAACAACCUCUACUUCCUCUCUCUUUGCCGGAGGUGGGGAGUAUAUGCCGUGGUGCGAGGACUCUUCUUCCUGAAGUUGUUGCUUAGUGUGAUUAUGCUCCUUGCUGGACCAGACUCAGUUUACCUGCUUUGUUUCUUCAUAGCUAGCAACCGUGUUUUCACAGAAGGGACGUGCAAACUGCUGAACUUGGUGGUUACCGACCUGGUAGAUGAAGACUUGGUGCUGAAUCGUAGGCAGCAGGCUGCCUCAGCCCUUUUGUUUGGCAUGGUUGCCUUGGUAACAAAACCUGGCCAGACCUUUGCCCCCUUGAUUGGCACCUGGCUGCUGUGUUCUUAUACUGGUUACGACAUCUUUCAACGGCAUCCCCUGAGCAACACGGUGAGUGCUCAACCAAAGCUGGCUGCCAAUGCUGCCUGGGAGCCAACGCUACGUCAGGGGUGCUUCUACCUCCUUGUUUUUGUCCCCAUCACAUGUGCUUUACUCCAGCUUCUCAGCUGGUCACAGUUCACUUUGCAUGGUAGGCGCCUCCAGACAGUCAAAUCUCAGCGUCAAACCUUCACAGAAAUACAUUCCCAAGAGAUUAAAACCAUCUAGCUAUGAGUGAGCAGCAUGGUGAUUCUAAAAAGAAUGGUAAGAGCAAGGAGAAAAAGGAUAAUAGAUGCAUUCUUAAAAGGUUGGGGCUGAUUUGAGAAAAAUAAAAACUCAAGCUAUCUUGAACUCCCUGAAAUGCAGGUAUGCCUGGGGUCAGCCUUGAAGAGUUCCUGGUGACUUAAAAGCUUGCAACUUUUGAUGCCACCCAAAGGUGGUUCAGACAGUUAUCUCCUUGCCUUAAAAACCCAUGUCAACAGGUACUUGCUAAUCAUGCCAGUAUUUAUUUGUUUCCAGAGACAGCUGGCUUGCAAGAAAAGUGACCAGGUGGCAGAAUAUACAUACAAUGUGGGUGGGGAUGGGUCAGUAAUGUUUUAACCCUUCGACCAUAUCUUUUUCUAGAACUGUUUGCAGAUAGGAAUUGCUUGGGAUGGGAAUAGUACUCAUGUUCCCUCCUCUUACCACACUUACUGUAUGUUGUACUCACUUUCCCUCAACUUCUUUUCUAUUUACUGUGAACACAACUAGACUACCUUCAGUAUGUUAGACAACAAGAGUAUUCUGUACUUGCAGAACAGGGUCACUGUAUGAGGAAGAGACUUGCAGUGCUUUAAUUUAUCCUUUUUCACAAGAGUAUAAACACCAUCAAAUUCUUUCAGCACAAAUACAAUAAUGAAAUUGUGCUGGAAGGGUAGACUUUGGAGCAUGUUUAGGACUGGGAGGAAUCCUUCUCACAUUGAAAUCUGAGGCCAACAACUGGCCAAUGCUUAGAUUAAACAUGUUGUGUAAAUUGCAGUUUUCAAUAACUGUUAGAUUGAUUGACUUUCUGAAAAAAAAGUCUACACUUCUUUAUUUGGGACUGUCAUCUUUUAAUUCCUGCUGCAGCAGUUUUUAAAAUGGCACAAGAAGAUCUAACUGUGCAUGCAAGAGAUCAGUUGUAUUUAUACAGGUGGUCUAGUUUUGCUACUUUUCCAUGAGAGUACAGUAUGGGGCUCACUCACCCACAGAAACCUCUGGGCCUGGAGGAAGGAUUUAUUGCCUGCAAGUUCAGGUUAAAGCACAGUAUCAGGUACAAGUAGCAGUUGAUCAUUUCCUCUCUCAUAGAUUAUGACCAAUUGAGGUAUUAGAAGUCGACUGUGUAAUUCUUGCAGGCUACUCAGGGGUCAGUUUACCUGUUUUGGCCUACUUCUGCAAGUAAUGAAAGGUAAGCCAAAAAUCCUCUGCUUGUUCUGUUCUCAUUUGCUGACGAGAGGAUUUAUAGAGUUCCAGGCUUCCUAGAUGUGAUUUUGGUGUGUCUCUAGGGAACUGAGAAUCAUAUACUACCAUCAGCAAGUUGAGACCAGGAAGACAUCUUAUACUAAAUCCUUUAAUGAAAUAAAAGGGGAAACAAUAUGUGACAACCCUCAUUCUUUGCUCGUAGUCCAAUACCCUUUUCAAUGUUAUUAUAGAAAAAUGAACAAAUGAACCAGAGCACCUUGGGACCAAAAUACAACCAUCUCUUUGUAUGUUGAAGCACAUGUCACUUCUGGAGUUUUCCAUUUUGUUAGGCAAUUACUUGGGUAACAGCUGAGAAAUGAUUGAGGUAAUGAUGGUAAAUUGUUUACAAUCUAAACUUUUGUGUCUGUUGAAGACUAAACUGUAAUUUAUUCAUAUCAUUUCAUUAAAAUUUAAUUCUUUUUUUGAAA